Messenger RNA from Talaromyces marneffei, 1137 nucleotides. RefSeq lists its product as uncharacterized. The record is from RefSeq and is a predicted model, not a curated record. Bases 1 to 1137 code for a protein of 378 amino acids. Gene Ontology annotation, molecular function: zinc ion binding; DNA-binding transcription factor activity, RNA polymerase II-specific. Gene Ontology annotation, biological process: regulation of DNA-templated transcription. The transcript is spliced from 3 exons. NCBI's taxonomy places the organism in Eukaryota, Fungi, Ascomycota, Eurotiomycetes, Eurotiales, Trichocomaceae.
AUGGCUGCGAGACAGUCGUCGCCGUCGUCAGAGCAUUCGGCUCAUUCAGAUAGCAAUGUGCGCAAGAGAGUAUGCAAGGCUUGUGAUCGAUGUCGUUUGAAAAAGUCAAAGUGUGAUGGCGCCAGCCCCUGCGGCAGAUGUCGCGCCGACAAUGCCAUUUGCGUCUUUGGGGAGCGCAAGAAAGCUCACGACAAGGUCUAUCCUAAGGGAUACGUCGAAAUGCUUGAACAACAACAAAUCUGGCUUGUAAAUGGUCUACAAGAACUCUACCGUCGUGCCCAAGAAGGCGAAGGCUGGACUGGAGAACCACUCAAAGCUGAAUCGAAUGGACACCCACUCACACACGAUCUGCUCACACGAUUAGGCGCAUUAGAUCACACCAAGGGCGAAAUAUUCGAAGAUAAUGUGGAACAGAUGCAGCAAAAACUAUGGCAACAAAAUGCAGGAUUGAUGCAGCGACAGGAAUCAUCGGAUGGAAGCUCGGAUAUUGCGCAUUCUCCUCCAACCACCACCUUGAAUCUGAACGCGAAUGCGCAUAGCUACCACCAACAUCGCCAUCACCAUAUGGUCAAUAAUCAUAGUCGACGACAUCAUCCAUAUUCAGUAUCACAAUACGCAGAUACUCUAGCCAGACAUCAGCUGCCACCCACACCACCAGGAAGCUACAGCCCUUCCUCCGCCGCUUCAUCGCAACAACAAAUGUCAUCCUUGCCAAUCAUCAAACCCGAACCACUCCUCAUCACAACCUCGGCCGGCCUCUCCUCCGCCAUUCCAACUCCCACAUCCACAAUCUCUCCCAACAGCGCCCCCAAUUUCUCCACUCUUCUCGCUCAACAAGGCAUAAACCCCAUCUCCCUCCAACAACAUCAACAACAACCACAACCCCAAACACCCUGGACCACCAGCUCCAACGACCUCAACUUCGACGAUUUAGAUUUGAUAGGCGGCGGCAGCGGGAGUGGAAAUCAAUUCACGCCAUUAUUCGAAGAUAUCUCAUCCUCCUCGUCGCCGAUGUUUGGUCGCUCACAGCAGCAGCAAAUGCCGAUAAAUUGUUUACCGCCGAGUAUGCUCUUUGAGCCGGGGAAUGAUGAUUUUAGUCAAUAUUUCAAUACGAAUACGGAGAUUUCUACUAUUUGA